Messenger RNA from Durotheca rogersii, 1161 nucleotides. RefSeq lists its product as uncharacterized. Lineage: Eukaryota; Fungi; Ascomycota; Sordariomycetes; Xylariales; Xylariaceae. The transcript is spliced from 2 exons. The record is from RefSeq and is a predicted model, not a curated record. Bases 315 to 695 code for a protein of 126 amino acids.
GCCACUGCUACGGAGAUAAGAUGCCCAUGGGCUAGCGGGAUGGUUUAUCUCGUCAGAAAUUGAUCGUCCACAUAAAUAUUGACCACCCCAGGCAGCUCACCUCUCAGGCCGUGCGUGCAUGUUAUGUGCCUGGCGCGCCUCAAAUUUCUCGCGUGUAUGUACGACGAUUGCCGCUCUAGGCUCCGUCGACUUGGCCUGGCUGCGUCGGAUUUGCGAGGGAAACAAGAAAAAAAAGAAGUACCUGGCGUAGGACCCCGAAACAAAAUACCUACCCUUCCAAAUAACACGAGGAACCCGGAUUGCAUAAGUCCCUCAUGUACAUAACCACAGACGAGGCCUGGCCCUCUGUACCUACGUCCGUAUAUCGAUGCGCAGCGGGAUGGACGAUGAUGUGGGUCUUCCUUGCUUUGUCUUUUUCUCUCCUCUCCUCCUCUGGGUUCCCGCGGGAGAGGCUCAGACGCGGGAUCCCCUCCUCCACGGGUCGACGUGAUGACGAUGCCUCGGGUGGUGAUGAUGCUAUGUUAUACCUACACCGCAUUCUGGAAAUCUCUUCCGGACCAUGUGGACCGACGCACAUCGACGCGGUUACAAAUGCCCCUGUCCUGAUUGGGCGGCGAUCGGGCCCUCCGACAUACCCUAUGUACCUCCUAACUCCUCCCUCUGCUACACGGGCACUUAGGUACCUAACCUCCUAGCCUACGCACCCCCCCCCCCCCUUCGGUCACAGCGUCGACGUAGGUCGCGGAAUGAGUGCCACCAUGUAUGUAUCUUACCAGACUCCCGGUCUGCUAUCGGGAAUACCGUGAGGGGUGCCCAACGUCUUACAAUACCCGAGAUGGAACGUAUGGAGGCGUGCAAAGUACCGGACAUAUUUGAGUGGGUGGGUGCGACGACUGGCUAGCCGCUGCUACCCAUCCAAAAACGGCAACGAGGGGGGGAGGGGGUGAAGACCUAGAGAGUAUUGAUUGCAUAGUGCCGAUAUAUAUUGAAUGACGCCUCCAUCGAACCCUGCGUAGACGUGUGUCCCUGUAAGGUGGGGACGGAUGGGGUUUUAUAUACACUAAUGCUGACUUGGUGCAUUGGAUAUGGUAUACCUAUAUAUAGUUGUACGUGUAUAUAUAUAUACUAUAUAUACACACUACUUGCCGAUCGCGAAUGGCC